AUGGACUUUGGGGGAGAUUGUGAACGAAACGCGACGGAUAGAAUGAUUUUCAAAAGGGAGUUUUGUUUAGAUUUUGACGGGUAUCAUAAGGGUGGUUUAAACAUGUCUCUACAGUCAUUAUUCGUCGAAUUGGAUCCAGAAAAACAGUCGAACCCCUCCACCCCGACCAAACAGCUUCACCAAAACCAUGAGAAACAACCAAUACAAGCCCAAAGUUCGAUUCCCCUACUCCUUGCCAAAGUCUCCAGAAACAAACUGAAAACCGAGUUUGUAUCUACGAUUUAUUGGUGUAUAAAUGGGAGUAUUACAGGGAGUAAUACUGGGAAAAGGAGAUGUAUAAUUGUGGACGUUGUAGUACUUUCAGAAACUAGCAGAACAUAUUAUUAUGAUCCCCUUGACCGGCCCUCUCAUUUUCACUACUUUUUAUUUCCUCCACCUUCACUCCCUCAUCCCAAAAUGAAGAUUACUUCCGCGUGCUCCUAUUAG
Yarrowia lipolytica CLIB122 is the source of this 486-nucleotide messenger RNA. The record is from RefSeq and is a predicted model, not a curated record. NCBI's taxonomy places the organism in Eukaryota, Fungi, Ascomycota, Dipodascomycetes, Dipodascales.